Molecule: messenger RNA, 148 nt
Organism: Racocetra persica
Lineage: Eukaryota; Fungi; Glomeromycota; Glomeromycetes; Diversisporales; Gigasporaceae
Source: the annotation of a GenBank genome assembly
CAAUAUUAGAAAGAGAGAAAUCAGUGAAUUUAUUGAAAGGACAGUUAAUAAAGAAUUAGUUGAAAAAGAGACUAAAUUGGUUCAAGAAUAUCAAAGAGCUUAUCAAAACCCUCAUUUAUUAAAAUUAGAAAAAAAUAAGAAAAAGUAG